Penicillium coprophilum is the source of this 1167-nucleotide messenger RNA. RefSeq lists its product as uncharacterized. Gene Ontology annotation, biological process: reciprocal meiotic recombination; meiotic DNA double-strand break processing; meiotic DNA double-strand break formation. The record is from RefSeq and is a predicted model, not a curated record. The coding region runs from base 1 to 1167 and encodes 388 amino acids. Gene Ontology annotation, molecular function: ATP binding; DNA topoisomerase type II (double strand cut, ATP-hydrolyzing) activity; DNA binding. NCBI's taxonomy places the organism in Eukaryota, Fungi, Ascomycota, Eurotiomycetes, Eurotiales, Aspergillaceae. Gene Ontology annotation, cellular component: nuclear chromosome. The transcript is spliced from 6 exons.
AUGGCGAUGGCUGAGAUAUCAACCAUCGAAAUUGUGGAGAUAGAUGAUGGUCGAGAUCCUUCAGUUCAAGUCUUUAUCAACAACACGCUCGCAUCCCUCCUCCACGGACUCUCGCAGUCACCGGCAGAGGCCAACCUCUCUAUCACCCUCAAGCGCCGAGCCAGCCCGGUUGCUUACAUGAUCAACCCUAUCACCGGAGCGUUGGAACCUAGCUCGAGAGUUGAUACAUACAGGAACUACUCUUGGCCAGGGAAGACAGCAUACGAGGCAUGGAAAUUUACCGUCAUUCUUCGAGUCCUAUCCAUCUUGGACGAGGCCAUUCGGACAGGCCAGCUGAUCUCUAAGAGAGACAUGUACUAUAUCGACCCGGAGUUCUUUCGCGUGCAGAGUGUCGUAGAUCGCAUUGUCGAUGAUCUGGCGUACACCAUCGGAGUGAACAGAACGGCAUUAAAUGUGGAAGCGGCAGCAAAAGGACUGGUGACAGGAGACUUUCGAUUGACGCGUGGCUCCCAGACUUUGAUCGAUGCGCACUCUACCAUCGAGGAUAGUCUAAUUCCUCGAAUAGAGGACGGAGACGAGAUUGACGUUUCACGGGCUCGGUGGGUUCUAGUCAUCGAGAAAGAGGCAGUCUUCCACCGGCUCGCGCGAAUAGGUUACCACACCAGAGCACUAGCCGGAGAAGGAAUCAUGGUCACAGGCAAAGGAUACCCCGAUUUCAUGACAAGAACUUUUCUGCGCGCAAUGUCCGAUUCUGUAACCAACCAGAAUAGACACCCACCCCGUUUCUAUGCCCUCACCGACGGUGAUCCACAUGGCAUGGCCAUUUUGUCAACGUACAAGUACGGCUCAACGGCACACUUGCACCAAAAUGCUCGUCUGAGUAUGCCGAGGUUGCAAUGGCUGGGUCUUCGAGUGACAGACAUCAUAGCAGUUCCGGAGGUACUUGGUGACACGGCUCUCCUUUCGUUAACGACGCGAGAUCGAAAGAAGAUCAUGACUAUGCUUCGGAAUAGUCCUGUCUGGGCGAGCGACGGGCCAGAGCCAGAGUGGCGUGCUGAAUUACAGCGGAUGCUGGUCUUGAAUCUGAAGGCGGAGAUUGAGAUCUUAUAUGGAUGCCAAGGAGGGUUGGAGGGGUGGAUUAAUCGGAGAAUGUUUCGGCAGGAGUAA